Quercus robur (English oak) is the source of this 1185-nucleotide messenger RNA. RefSeq names its product polygalacturonase-like. The record is from RefSeq and is a predicted model, not a curated record. The transcript is spliced from 5 exons. Bases 1 to 1185 code for a protein of 394 amino acids. Lineage: Eukaryota; Viridiplantae; Streptophyta; Magnoliopsida; Fagales; Fagaceae. Gene Ontology annotation, molecular function: polygalacturonase activity. Gene Ontology annotation, biological process: carbohydrate metabolic process.
AUGGAUGACAUUGUAUUCGGGUCUAUAAUUGAUAACCUUGCUCAAGAAUUUUCGGAAGAAAUGAAGAAGGAAUUUGAAGUGUGCAUGGUGGGGGAGCUAAACUACUUCUUAGGCCUUCAAGUGAAACAACGGAAAGAUGGGAUAUUCAUAUCUCAAGAGAAGUAUGCCAAAAAUCUUGUAAAGAGACUCGGUUUAGACUCCAAGAAACAUGCAACCACUCCAAUGAGUUCCUUAGUAAAACUAAGCUUUGAUCUAGCUAGUGUGGAAGUAGAUCCAACACUCUACAGGGGCAUGAUUAGCAGCCUCCUUUACUUCACUACGAGGCUAAUUGGGACUCUUGUGGCCCCAUCGGACUAUACUGUAUCUGGUAAUGGGAUUCUUGAUGGGCAAGGUACUAGCUUGUGGGCUUGGAAGGCCUCUGGCAAAAGUUGUCCUUUAGGAGCCACGACAUUGGAAUUUACCAACUCAAACAACAUUGUGGUUAGUGGAUUAACUUCCAUAAAUAGCCAGAUGUUUCACAUUGUCAUCAAUGCCUACAAUAAUGUGAAUAUGCAAGGUGUCAAGGUCAAUGCCGUCGGAAAUAGCCCAAACACCAAUGGCAUUCAUGUUGAAUUAUCUUCCAAUGUCACAAUUCUUAACUCUGAUAUCCAAACUGGUGAUGAUUGCAUCUCAAUUAGCCAUGGUACCACUAAUUUAUGGAUUGAAAAUGUAGCAUGUGGACCUGGACAUGGAAUUAGCAUCGGGAGUUUAGGCCAAAACCAGCAUGAGCCUAGUGUCCAAAACAUGAUAGUUAAAUCAGCUAAUUUUACCAAUACACAAAACGGGGUGAGAAUUAAGUCUUGGGCAAGGCCUAGCAAUGAGUUUGCUAGGAAUGUUAUUUUCCAACAUGUCAAUAUGAUGAAUGUCCAUAAUCCCAUUAUAAUUGAUCAAAAUUACUGCCCUUCUGGAGGUUGUCCUUAUCAGGCUUCAGGUGUAAAAAUUAGUAAUGUGACAUAUCAAGAUAUUCAUGGAACUUCAACAACAGAGGUUGCUGUAAAUUUAAAUUGUAGUUCAAGAAACCCAUGCUCCAUAAUAACAAUGGAGAGCAUAAUGCUCACUUGCGAGAAUCAAGUAGCCAAAGCUUCAUGUAACCAUGCGUCUGUCACAUCUUCUGAUAGUAUCCAACCCGUGAUCAAUUGCUUAUAG